CCUCCGAUUGAGAAACCGCUACCGAUUAUUCACGGUACCGCACGACCGCCACCGGAAUGGGGACGUACAGAGAAUGAAGAACUGGAACAGCUUCGAAAAAUUAUUGAACCACGGAAAUAUAUCGAAGAAAUAAAAGUGACGAAUGUUCGACCACCCAUUGAGCCCAUUCCAUUAUCGAUACCACAAAUGGAUUAA
Molecule: messenger RNA, 195 nt
Organism: Acanthocheilonema viteae
Lineage: Eukaryota; Metazoa; Nematoda; Chromadorea; Rhabditida; Onchocercidae
Source: the annotation of a GenBank genome assembly